This is a messenger RNA of Belonocnema kinseyi, 483 nucleotides long. RefSeq names its product protein FAM200B-like. The transcript has a single exon. The coding region runs from base 1 to 483 and encodes 160 amino acids. Lineage: Eukaryota; Metazoa; Arthropoda; Insecta; Hymenoptera; Cynipidae. The record is from RefSeq and is a predicted model, not a curated record.
AUGUCGGACUGUUUGAAGUACGGUUUUCGCAUGCAAGAAAGUGGUGACCCGCAGUGUUUAAUUUGUUUGCAAUUAUUUUCCGCCGCGACUAAGCCUCCCUCAAAAAUAAAACGUCAUUAUGAGCGGAAGCACCCAGAAUCUCUAAACAUUCCGACAGAGGUCUUUGCAUCGAAAUUGCGCGAAAUCGAGGUUUUGGAGGAAAAAGAACGCGAAAGUGUAGAUAGUGGAUCAAAUUUAGCAGACAGCGAAGAAUCUCGACUGAGGCAAAAGCUGUGUGAAUGCUCAUAUUCUGCAGCACUAGCUAUUCCUCGCUAUUCGCUAUUGCGAAUCACGGAAUUGGGAAUGGAUAUGCGGAGUCAACUUAAAAAUGAGUUGAACUCUACUGAAAACUUUGCCAUUCAGGUGGAUGGCUCAACAGAUGUUAGCAAUGUAAAACUGUUGGGAUUUGUUCGUUUUAUUGGCAAAGAGGACACUGAAGAGUGA